GUCAACAUAUAGUCAAGAUGGCCGAGUUGGUCUAAGGCGCCAGUUUCAGGGUUUAAUUGGGUUUAUAAGUUUAUACAUUACACCUUUUUUUUUUGGUUUGUGACGAUGUCUAUCGCAAUCAACCAUUGUCUCUCUCUCCUUAAUAGCUGCAAGAACUUAAGAGCUCUAACCCAAAUCCAUGGCUUCUUUAUUAAAUCCGGCGUUGACACUGAUUCUUACUUCACCGGAAAACUUAUCCUACAUUGUGCGAUUUCCAUUUCCGACGCUUUGCCUUACGCUCGCCGUCUCUUGCUCUGUUUUCCUGAACCUGAUGCGUUUAUGUUCAACACUCUCGUCCGAGGCUACUCUGAAUCCGACGAGCCACACAAUUCCGUUGCCGUGUUUGUGGAAAUGAUGAGGAAAGGUUUCGUUUUUCCGGAUAGCUUCUCCUUUGCGUUUGUAGUCAAGGCGGCGGCGAAUUUUCGGUCUUUAAGAACUGGGUUUCAGAUGCAUUGUCAAGCUUUGAAACAUGGGCUUGAUUCACAUUUGUUUGUUGCUACUACCUUGAUCGGUUUGUAUGGGGAAUGUGGGUGUGUUGAGUUUGCUCGCAAGGUGUUCGAUGAAAUGCCUCAACCGAAUUUGGUUGCGUGGAAUGCUGUGGUCACGGCCUGUUUCAGGGGGAAUGAUGUUAUGGGAGCGAGGGAAAUCUUCGAUAAGAUGCUGAUAAAGAAUCAUACGUCGUGGAACGUGAUGCUUGCAGGGUACAUUAAAGCUGGGGAGCUUGAGAGUGCUAAAUGGAUCUUCUCGGAAAUGCCUCACAGAGAUGAUGUCUCCUGGAGCACUAUGAUUGUUGGGUUUUCUCAUAAUGGAAGUUUCAAUGAGUCUUUCUCGUAUUUCAGGGAGUUACUACGAGCGGAAAUGAGACCAAACGAGGUAAGUCUGACCGGAGUUCUCUCUGCCUGUUCACAAUCUGGGGCAUUUGAGUUUGGGAAGACAUUACACGGGUUUGUAGAUAAAGCAGGGUAUAGUUGGAUAGUUUCGGUGAACAAUGCGCUUAUUGAUAUGUAUUCUAGAUGUGGUAAUGUCCCAAUGGCUAGGUUAGUCUUUGAAGGUAUGCAAGAGAAGAGGAGUAUUGUAUCUUGGACAUCAAUUAUAGCGGGCUUAGCAAUGCAUGGUCACGGAGAAGAAGCUAUUAGACUAUUCAAUGAAAUGACCGAGUCUGGUGUUACACCAGACGAGAUAUCUUUCAUUUCACUUUUGUAUGCUUGCAGUCAUGCUGGACUGAUCAAAGAAGGUGAAGAUUACUUCUCUAAGAUGAAGAGAGUCUACCAUGUCGAACCAGCAAUUGAACACUAUGGUUGCAUGGUUGAUUUAUAUGGCCGAUCUGGAAAACUGCAAAAGGCUUAUAAUUUCAUAUGCCAAAUGCCAAUUCCGCCAACUGCCAUAGUGUGGCGGACUCUUCUCGGAGCUUGCAGUAGUCAUGGGAAUAUCGAAUUGGCAGAGCAAGUGAAACAAAGGCUUAAUGAGCUUGACCCAAAUAACUCUGGGGAUCUUGUUCUUUUGUCGAAUGUUUAUGCUACUGCAGGUAAAUGGAAGGAUGUUGCUUCUAUCAGAAAGUCAAUGAUUGUCCAGAGAAUCAAGAAGAUAACUGCUUGGAGCUUCGUGGAAGUUGGCAAAACCAUGUAUAAGUUCACUGCAGGCGAGAAAAAGAAGGGAAUCGAUAUAGAGGCUCACGAGAAGCUAAAAGAAAUCAUCUUGAGGCUUCGAGAUGAAGCUGGGUAUGCCCCAGAAGUAGCAAGUGCUUUAUAUGAUGUGGAAGAGGAAGAAAAGGAGGAUCAAGUGAGUAAACACAGUGAGAAGCUUGCACUUGCAUUUGCUCUAGCUAGAUUGCCUAAAGGAGCAAAUAUCAGGAUAGUAAAGAAUCUGCGAAUUUGCAGAGAUUGUCACGCUAUUAUGAAGCUAACUUCAAGGGUCUAUGGAGUAGAAAUUGUGGUCCGAGACAGAAAUCGCUUCCAUUCAUUUCAGGACGUAACCUCAUCAAUGGAAGCUUCACUCCCAACACAAACUUUCGGAUGUCUCUAUAACUUGAGGUUUGUGGCUUACAUUGCCUUGGGACUGUGGAUUCUACCAAACUUUGACGAGAAAUAUCAAGCACGUCUUCGUGGUUCUGGUUCAAAAGUCUCAACCUUUGAAUCGUCGUUUCCUUCUUUCUCGCUUACCAGAUCUUCGAAAAAUCCUAUCUUUUUGGAUUAUUUCGCUUCCAUGGCUGCUUCAGCUGCAUUCUCCAUUUCAUCACCACCUUUCGUACCCUUUUCCUGCAAAAUUCGCAGACCAUUUCUCUUGCUUACUCCAAAAUAUCCCAAACUUGUUUCGGUGCGAGCUUCAGUGCCGUCGAUCUCCAUCGAUGACAAAUCGCCAGUCCAAACUAAGACAAGCACUUGGCAGUGGAAGUUCAAGGGUAAUUCGAUCGGUAUAUACUAUGAAGAGCAUGGGAGGGAGAAGUGUGAAUCAGCUAAGAAUAUCCUAAUGAUACCAACAAUAUCCGAUGUUAGUACCGUUGAGGAGUGGAGAUCUGUGGCUAAAGACAUUGUGCAACGCGAUGGGGAAGUCAACUGGCGAGCAACUAUUGUAGAUUGGCCCGGUCUUGGUUAUUCUGCUAGACCGAAGAUGGAUUAUGACACAGAUGUCAUGGAGAAGUUUGUGGUCGACUUCAUGAACUCACCUGAGAGCCCAAUGAGCCAGUCAGGUAAUGAUGAUCUAGUGAUCAUGGGAGGAGGGCAUGCGGCAACACUAGCACUCCGUGCUACCCAACGUGGGCUACUAAAACCAUCAGCCAUUGCUGCUGUCGCACCUACAUGGGCUGGACCUCUCCCUAUUGUCUUUGGCCGUGAUUCUUCCAUGGUGUCGAGGUAUGGUAUGCUAAGAGGAACUCUAAGAGCACCUGGAGUUGGUUGGAUGAUGUACAACAUGUUGGUGAGCAACGAGAAGUCAAUCGAGUCUCAGUACAAAUCCCAUGUUUAUGCAGACCAAACCAAUGUGACGGAUGCCAUAAUCCAAAGCAGAUACGAGUUAACAAAGCAGAAGGGAUCACGCUACGUCCCAGCAGCUUUUCUGACUGGUUUACUCGACCCGGUUACAUCCCGGGAGGAAUUUCUCCAACUGUUUGCUGAUUUGGAAGGGAAAUUACCGGUAAUGGUUAUGUCAACAAAAGGAGCUCCAAAAAGAUCGAAAGCAGAAAUGGAAGCAUUAAGAGGAGCCAAAGGAGUAAGCAAAUUCGUGGAAGUUGAAGGUGCACUCUUACCUCAAGAAGAGUAUCCUUCUCUUGUUGCUCAAGAGCUCUACAACUUCUUGCAAGAGACUUUUGCUAAAUGUUAGAUAGAGUGUUCAUUGUUUGCUGUUCUUGUUUAUAUUGAUUUUCUAAGUUUCAAAAAUUCGUAUAAGCUGUUCGGGAUCUUUUUGAGUUUCGUCUAGCAUUGUUUCAAUUAAACCAAUUUCGACACC
Messenger RNA from Arabidopsis arenosa, 3480 nucleotides. The record is from the annotation of a GenBank genome assembly. Lineage: Eukaryota; Viridiplantae; Streptophyta; Magnoliopsida; Brassicales; Brassicaceae.